AAGGCCACAAAAUGUUGUACGUAUUCCAUGUCGAUGUCGGCCGCAUGCUAAAUUUUGAUAUGACAGUUGCACUGUCAUCUGUUGAAAAUCUCAAAGACACCAUCGAACGCCUACAUGGCAUACCGGCAGCGAACAUAGUCCUGCUGGUGAGUGGCGGUGAAAUGUUAACACAUUCCACACAGGUCUCAUAUUACUCAGCCGGCACCGACACCAACCCCAUAUAUAUGUUUCUGACGGGCGAUGUUCGCCUGCCACCCGUUAUGCCUCCUGUGGAAGCCGACUUGGAUUUGCGCGAACAAGUCGAACGUAGUCUCGAACUGCCGGCCGUCUAUGAUACGGUGGUGAAGAGGGCACAAAUAGCACUGCGUAUGCAUGAUUUGGCCCGCGACGAGGAACGUCUGUGCGAACGUUUGGUGCACGAUCAACAUUUACAACAGCAGGGCUGGUCGGCGGUGGUGGCCAAUUUGGAGGACUUAACCGAAGAGUUUCGUCAACGUUUUCGCAACUUCUGUGAUGCUUUUGACAAGCAUUUAGAAAAGAGAUCUUCAUAUUUGGAAUUGUUGAGAAAUUUUGCCGACGAUUUAACCAAGCUGUCGCGUAUUCCAAUUCUGCCGGGUCUAAUGCCGUUGGCCGAGGCAGAUUUUCAUGGUUUCGAUGAAUUUCUGGAGAAUGAUGAUGUCUUUUCGCGUUCCACAAAUGCCCAGGAGUCGGUAUUAAUGGUGGGUGGUGCUAAUGCCUAUAGCGAGGAUGAAAAGAAAUCGGAGGGUGCAGCGGCGGAAGGCAGCAGUGCAGUUGGUGAAAAUCCCCCCGACGACAAAUCAACCUCCUCCACAUCAACUUCACCGAAUAAAAAACUGAAAAUGGGUACCGACUCGAAUGAGGAACGUAUCUCACAGACCUCACAAACCUCAACCUCAUCACAAGCUCGCCGUUUAAAUCUGCUGCAAUGGAUCACCUCCAAGGAAAAUCGCAAUGCGCUACGCACCAUGGCCGAAGAGUGUGCCCAAGGCCUGAAUACCUUCAACGAAGAAAUUUAUGACAAACUGAAAAUCGAAGUUCAAAACAUUAUCAAGCUGGCGGAACAGAAUGAGGUCAAGGAAAUCAAAGGUCUCGGCGAACGCCUAUGCAAAUUGGAGGAGUUUAAAUACAAAAUAAAGAGCAUGGUCAAGGAUCAGCGUGAAUUAUCCACGGCCUUCCAACAGAAUCAAAAUAGAGCCAUCAAUCUCCGCGAUGCCUCCAUUCUGCCCGAUCUAUGUGCCUCGCAUCAAUCUCAGUUAUUGGUUAUGCUGCAAAAUCAUCAAAAAAUACGCGAUCAUCGUAGAUGUAUUUCCAAGGCCAAGGAGGAGUUGGGCUCGAACCUCUAUGCCCGCCUUAAACGCAUUGUCUUCAUUGAGAAUGCCAUGAGUGAGUUCGACAAUCGGCUGCUGUUUUAUUUACGCUGCUUGCGCCGGGCCGAGCGGCACAUUCACAUCAUCGACCAGAUACAUCAGGCGCCCAAUAUGUAUGUGGCCGCCGUAACGGAGGUAAUGCGUCGCAAAAUAUUCUCCUCGGAAUUUCGCCUUUGGGCCUCCAAACUGGCCGAAGACUUCGAUGGCAUACACAGUGAAGAGAUGAAAAGGCGGCAACAAUUCAAUAUGAACUUUGAGGGUCACUUCUUGAACAUAUUAUUUCCCGGUAUGACCGAUAUGCCACCGGCAUUUGCCAAUGAAUAUCCGCUGGUGUUUGAUGCCCGUCUGCCGAAUAUCACCAAGUCGGAUAUUGAUGUGCUUACCACCCAUCUACCCGAAAUGGCCUCGCAGAUACAAUUACCCGAUAUGGAACCUGUGAUAUAUUUUUUUGUUUCUCGUUCGGGUAUGCAUCAGCGACAACGAUUUGAAGAAUUGCUCAAGAAGAGGGAAAAGGCCGAAAUGCAGGAAUGUUUGAAACAAGUGCAGGCCGAAAUGGCCGACGAUUGCGUUAAAGCUAUGCAGACCAGUGGGAAAAUGCUACUAAAUCCAAGGGUAAAUGAGCUGCGCAAAGACACCCCUGGAGGUGGUGCUGGUGGUGGCGAAGAGUCCGAGACAGAUACCGAAACGGAAUUUGAACAGGUGGUGGCCGUACAACAAUCGGUGGCCACUUCAAUGUCGGACAGUCCCUUCCUGUUGCAGGGCCUCACUAAAAGUACAGCAACCGAAAAUGUCAUCAUGCAAAGUGCCGAAACUCUAACCGAGGAAACAGCCGAUACGCUCAAAGCAGAAGUGACUCGAAUGCGGGCAAUGUUGGGAGCUAUGUCCAAAUUGGCUUUGGAUUGUAUCCAAUUGGCUCGAAGCAAUCUGCAAACGUUCCGCGAAGAGGCCACAACCCAAAAGGAAGACCUGCAGUCGGAAUUACAAAAUCUCAAUGAUAAAUGGAAUGUGAUACGCAUGCAAUGUGAAGCCAGGGAGCAGGAUGCUCGCUGCCAAGAGGAACAACGAGAACGAGACAUUCUUCUGCUCCGGGAAGAGUUGAAGAAGCGUGAAACGCAGCUACAAGAAGAAAGGGAGCGGAACAAUGAAAUGGCCACAAUGCAAAUAAAAUGUGCCACAUUGGAGGCACAACUGGAAGAGCUAAGGGAGAAACUGAAAUCCGUGGAUGCCGAAAGGGAGCAGGCCGUCUCGGAGGCAUGUGAAAAACUCAUCCACGCCCACAAAACCGAAUUGGAGUCACUGCGACAACGUUUCAAGCUAAUGACUUCAAUGGAACGUUCUCCGUCGGAUUUAAGCCUGGAGGUACCCAGCAGUGAACGUAGUUUGGAAAAUUACAUCGACAAGACGCAGCAUGAACAACAAAUGAAACAGCUGCGCCAAGAACUCGAAGCGGAAAAAGAGAAGGCCAUAACGGCCGCCAUUGAAAUGGAACGUUCCAUAUGGCAAUCGAAAAUAUUCCCCCUUAAUUCAGAAUCUGUGAUGGCCAAUGUUAGUAUCCUUAAGCAAAUGAUCGAAGAGAAGGAACGCCAGCUGGAACAGUUGCGCGAAAAGGAUCUAAUGUUGACAAAGGAAAAUUUCCAAUUGAAAACACGCCUGGAUGCGUUAACCAACGAGGAGGGCAACAGUUGGCUAAAGGAGAAAAUCGAUUAUUUGCAUCGGGACAAGUGUCGCCUGGAGGAGGAGCUAAAUCAAGAGAAAUCGAAACGUCUGGAAAUGGAGACAUCUGUUGCAGCUCUUAAGGGUUCCACUUAUGAACAAUCGACCCUGCCACGUUCAAAAUCCGAUGGUUCUAGUCAGAAAUUCAUUGUUUUGGAAUCUUGUGCCAAAGGUGAUUUGGUCUUUGUUGUGUGGAGCAUGCGCCAUGGCCAAUUUAUGGUUGUCCAAGAUACGCCCAGUCUAUAUUUUGUACAUGGCGACAGUUUAGCUGCAUUAAAUUUACGUUUACCCCCAGCGGGUGAUGAUUCUAGCAUACCAAUGCCUUAUUAUGCCAUCGGACGUGUCGUGGAAAAGGAAUAUUGUCUGGCUAAAAAGGAUGAAAAUCGUUAUCGUGUUAAUAGAGGCUCUAAAUUUUAUCGUAUUAAAUUGGUACCGAUGGUUUCCAGACAGUCGGUUAGACGUGAACGUUUAGAAUCAGCAACAUUAUUACCCCCAUUGGCAACAUCACCCAUUACCGUUAUAACAACAACAGCCAGCGGCUCUGGUCAAGCGGCCUCAAGUAAUACCGCACCCCAUAUGUUAACCUUUAAAGAGCGUACAAUGAGCAUUACUAGCGUUACCGAAGAGGACGAUGAACCGGUGUCGUUGUUAAGUGAACGAUGCCGUUACAUUAGCGUUAGUGAGGAAGAUGAAAAUGCCAUUGCCGAUAUGAUGGCGAUGGAGACAAUGGUUACAUCAGCGGGAGCAACAGCGGCGGUAACAUCUUCUGCCACCAACACAACAUCUUCAAUGUCCAUGUCACUAACGGCCUCAUCAUCAUCGACGUCAGCGCCAAUGGCGGCGGCAACAAAUUUACAAACAACUGUGAUAACAGAGCAGCCAACAGCAACAGCUAGCAAAUUGGAAUUAGAUUUAAUGUUGGCCUCUGCCGAUAUAAACACAACAUUAACAGAUACAAUAACCACCACCACGACAACAACAACAGCAACACAUGAUAAUAAUGAAAAUAUUAAAACAACAACAGCAACACCAGAAACGAAUUCGACAAUUAGCGACAUGCCUCCUCCUCAUAACUCUGCAUUAAGUUCAACAACAGCUGCAGCUGGUGGCAUUGGUGAUAAGGAUGCUGAUGGAGCUGCUGUAGCUGACUCUGCAACACCACAAAUUGUGGUGGCACCAUCCACAGCAUCUACAUCGUCAUUAUCAUCAACGACAGCAGCAGGCACAACAGCCUCAGCUAUAUUCAUAACUCCUUCAUCAAAUGUCGAAAUGGCUGACAAAAGCUCACCUUCCAUACCAACAUCGAUUGGUACCACAACAAGUGAGGAUUCAGAUGAAUAUCGGUCAUUGGAACCCAAAGACGAUACGGAUUUUCCGAUAUCCGAAUAGUGUUGAAAUUUAUUAUUUCAAUGCUAUUGUAUGCUGCUAAUGAUAUUACAAGUACAACAACAGCUGAUUAUAAUGCUACAACAUAGUAGUUG
Messenger RNA from Musca vetustissima, 4582 nucleotides. RefSeq names its product RB1-inducible coiled-coil protein 1 (gene Atg17). The transcript has 4 exons. Gene Ontology annotation, biological process: autophagy of mitochondrion; reticulophagy; glycophagy. Gene Ontology annotation, cellular component: phagophore assembly site membrane; extrinsic component of membrane; Atg1/ULK1 kinase complex. NCBI's taxonomy places the organism in Eukaryota, Metazoa, Arthropoda, Insecta, Diptera, Muscidae. The record is from RefSeq and is a predicted model, not a curated record. Bases 12 to 4490 code for a protein of 1492 amino acids. Gene Ontology annotation, molecular function: molecular adaptor activity; protein kinase binding.